UUGGUUUAUAUGUUUAUAAUUUAGGCAAAAGAAAAAAGGAAAAUGAAAGUGAAAAAGAGAGAGAGACUGAAAUAGUAUCAUCUCCCUCCUCAACCAAAUCUUAUUCUAAAUCGAAGCUUGAGAUUCGCAGAGGCGAAAACUGGGAGUUUUAAUUCUCUCGAAACCCUUCCGUUGUUUGAUGGCAAAAUCGCUUCCAUCGCCAACUCGCCUUCACCAAUUCGCCAAGGUCGUCGUCGCCUCCAAGAAGCCCCAAUCAGCCACACCUAACCCCAAGUCUCGGAUCCGAGUUUCGCCGCCCGAAACUCCGAUCUCCGGUACCGUCCGAGUCAUCUCGGAGUUGAAGAAGAACAACAACAACAUGGAGGAGGAGAAGAAGGAGGAGGCGCAUCGGACUCCUUUGGCCGAUGUGGUUUCGGACUGCGUCAAGCGGUGGUUUCAGGACACGCUCAAGGAGGCCAGGGCCGGCGAUACGUCGAUGCAGGUCUUGGUUGGCCAGAUGUUUUGCUCUGGCUAUGGAGUUCCUAAGGACACUCAGAAGGGAAUUGCUUGGAUUAAUCGAGCUUCAAAAAAUCAGGCUUGGAAAGUAAGCGAUAGACAUCCAGGUUAUCUUGCAACCGAUUCAGAAUCAAGCGAUAGGAGAGUGAAACAAGAUGAUGUCAGAUGAUCCUUUUCACUAAUCUUAUUGCAAAUUCACAAUCAAUGUUGAAGAUGUUGAUAAAUACUAAAGACAGAAGAGACCUUGUUUUGGCUGCUUCUCCUUGGUAGACAUGAAAUGAAACUUCAU
Messenger RNA from Benincasa hispida (wax gourd), 784 nucleotides. RefSeq lists its product as uncharacterized. The record is from RefSeq and is a predicted model, not a curated record. Lineage: Eukaryota; Viridiplantae; Streptophyta; Magnoliopsida; Cucurbitales; Cucurbitaceae. Gene Ontology annotation, molecular function: protein binding.